AGAGAUUUCAUUUCCCUAUAUAAACUGUCUAUGUUUCCAUGGCUCUGCCAACUCAAAGCACACACAAAGACAACGCUACACUCGUCCUCCUCCUCUCAGGGCUCGUGGUGUUCGGGGAGAUCGUGGACGCCAAGGCCAAGGCGCCGUGCGCCGUGGUGUGCUUCCAGGGAGGGCACAUCACCUGCGACAACUACCCCGGCCAGGAGCUCGACGGGUGCGACUGCGAGUGCGCGCCGGCCGACGGCAAGGGCUGCGUGCUCCACCUCGAUGACGGCGUGACCCACACCAACUGCGGCACGACCAAAAAGUUCUAGCUGAAUUGUUGGUUUGAAUCUGAGUUCAAUAAGGCUCUGCAAGCUUGGUGUCGAACAACGAAAAUGUUCGCGUGUCUGUGGUUUGGCAGUGUAAUUCAACUUUACACGCUUCGAAUAAAAUUUCCGAGCAGAAUGUGGUAAAACUCA
This is a messenger RNA of Triticum dicoccoides, 461 nucleotides long. RefSeq lists its product as uncharacterized. The transcript has 2 exons. Bases 39 to 314 code for a protein of 91 amino acids. Lineage: Eukaryota; Viridiplantae; Streptophyta; Magnoliopsida; Poales; Poaceae. The record is from RefSeq and is a predicted model, not a curated record.